AUGAAUUAAUAGAUACCAGAGAUAUUAGACACAUAAGUAAAAUAAUUUGAUAAUAUCCUAAGAGUAUCCAAAAUAACUAAUAAUUUGUGCCGAGCAAUUCUUCAGUCUAGAACAAUUAGUAAGCACCAAGCAAUUUUGUGGGUUAGAACAUUUAGUAGUUUCCAUAAAUGUCUUAGCCUCCAGUUCAAUUUCCUAAUAAUCAAUUUGUAAAUAUUGUUCUCAUAUUAGGCCUAAAUUCCUUAAUUUCCUUCAUAAUUAAAUUAAUUCUAAUUCUAACCAAAUUUCAGCAUCCCUCCAGGAGCACAACCAAUGAUGCCUAGAAUAAAUACUCCAGGAAUAGGCCCUGGGAUGGGUCCUCCAAAUGUCAACCCUGCGAUGUUUCAAUUUCGUUAAAAUAAUGGUUAAAUUCCUCCACCAAUAUUUUAACAAAACCAGGUUAAUAGUAAUGAUGAUGAGGUAUAAAAAUUAAAAGAAGAUGUAAAAAAGAAAAACGAUGAAAUUUAAAGUUUAAAAAAUUAAUUAACUACCCUAAACGAGGCAAAUUAGAACCUUUAAUAAGAAUUCCAAGAGAGUAAAAAAGAGUUAAAAGGAACUUUAUAAAAAUCCAAAAUAUCUUUUAACGAUGAAAUCGAUAAGUCUAAACAAUAAUUAUACAAUUACCAAUUAAAGUGUGAGGAGUUAGAGGAAAAAGAAAGAAAACAUAUACAAGCAAACAAAAAAUUAUAAGCAGAAGUUAAUAUUUUAACAGAUGAAAUUCAAUGUUACAUAGAAAAAUUAAACAGCUUGGGUUAAGAAAGUUAGAUAAAAGACUUUCGGAUGGAUAAUACGAUGAAAGAUUUAAAAGAUGAAAAUGAUUAACUUAAAUCUAAAGUAGUCGCUUAAGAUAGAGAAAUUUAAUAAAAAGCUUAAUUGAUUGAGACACUAUAAACAAUCAACUAAGAAUACAUUGAAAAGGAAUCUUAUAUCCACAAUAUUUCUUCAAAGACUGAUGAGGCUAAUUUACUUUAAUUAAAUAAGGAAUUAGAAAAUAAUAUCAGAAUUAUUGAAUAUAAUUAUAAAGAACUUGAGACAAAUUACAAAAUGCUUCAAAUUGAUAAUAAAGUGCUUUAAGAUAAAGCAACAUACUAUGAGGAAUGUAUAGAAGAGUUGAGAGGUAAAUUAGAAUAGAAUUAAAAUAAUAAUUAAAAUGUUGAGAAUAACGAAAUCUAAUCAUUUAUAAAAGAAUUUCAAUAAAGAUAAUAAGAUGUCAAAAAUAAAUAGUAGGAUGAUAUGAAAAGAGCUAAAGAGAUAUUAUUAUAAAAAAAAUAAUAGGAUUAAUAAGAAUAAGAGCUAAGAAACAUUGAGGGGAAAAAGAGAAUGUAAGAACAGAUAUAAAAGGCUGGUAAAAUAUAAUGCUGUUUUGUUACGGAUCUAUUUAAGUAAAUUAGUAUAAUAAUAUAGAUCAAAUGAAAAAACAGCCAAAGCAAUCAUAAAUGCUGCUAAAUCGUGCUAAAAGUUGAUUAAAACAAAUACCAAUAGACAUUCUUUUUGGGGAGCUGUUUGUUACGGCUAUUCAAAGAACGGAUUCCAAAUGAAAACUUAAGAAUUUAGUAAGUCAUCUGAAGAUAUAUCAAAUUUUUUAUCAAGCUAGAAAUUAAAUCAAGAUAAUAAAGAUUAACCAGAAGACCUGAAAAGUGCCCUUUAAGCUAUGCUUAAAUUAGAUUGGACUGAACAAUAUAAGCUUGCUGUUUUAAUUCCAAAUUCACCCUGUCAUGGAAAAAAAUACCAUAAUCCUAAAAAAUAUUCUUCAUGGUUUGGUUUAAUUUCUGUUAAUUAUGAUACAAAACCCAAUGAUGAUAUGGAAAAUAUAAUUUAAGAUUUAAUUAGAAGACAAAUUGAACUCUUAGUGAUAAGAUUUAAUGAUGAGACAACUGUAAUGUGUAAUUAAUUGGAAAAAAUCUAUUAAGGCUAUAAUGCUGGUACUCUAUUUAACACGCUCUCAGUCAAAGGACUUGGUUCAAACAAUUCUGAUUAAUAGCUUACACAAAUGAUACAAAAAAUGGUUGGCCACAUCAUAGGAACUAAUAAUCUCAAAACAAAAACUAAAAUCAAUUAUUAAAUCAGAAAUCACAAUUUUGAGGAAGGACUAAUUGACAGGAGAAAUUUAAAAGAGGAAGUAAUCAUAAUAAAUAAAGAUCUAUAAUAAGAAAUUUAGAAAUAAGGAGAAAAAUAAAAAGGAAAUUUGCCUGAAGUUUCUGUUUAAGAUGCAAUAGAUGAUAAAAAUAAAUUUGAAGAUGAAUUAUAAAAAAAUUAAGAUUGUUAAGAUGGGGCAUUGCAAGCAUUAUGUAAACAGAAAGAUAUUGGUAAUUUUUAGGCUAAGGUUUAAUGUGUGGAUUUUAAUUGUAAGGUUUAUUCUGUCGAACUUAAGUAAGCAUCAUUUGAAUCGAAAAAAGAAAAUAUUGAAAAAAUUAGAUAUGAAGAAAAUGAUUUUGAUUUAAAAGAAUAAGCUCAAUGGCAAUGUAUUAGGACAAAAAAUCCAUUUGCUUUGGGAAUGAUGAAGAAAGUUUAUUUAAUGAAAAAAAAAAAUAAUACUAAUGAAAUUUAUGUUGUGAAAAUACCAAUUCAAAAAGGGACUUACAACACCUUAUCAGAUGCAGUUAAUGAUUGCAGAUCUCACUUAAUUGCUAAAAAUCUGAUGAAAAUCUUUAUUGAAAAACUCACAAAUGUGAAGGAGAAAACACCUUAAGUUUAGUAUACACAGUUCUUAAUUUUGGAAGAAAAUUAGAGUAAAAUUUAUUAUAAUUUAGAUAAAUAUUGGAUAGCAGAAAGAUAUUUUGAGGGAGAUUUUAAAAAAUACAACAAUAAUGAUGGUUAUAUAAGUGAUGAAAAUAGCGAAUUGAAUGCCAUCUCUUAGGGCUUCUCCUUCUUUACUUAUUAGGUGAGCUAGUUUAGCUACAUCAUUAAUGAUAUAUAAGGAAUUAAUAAUUAUUUGACUGAUCCAGCUAUUAAUACUGUUAAAGGUACAAAUAAAUAGCACACUAAAUUUAGGUAAUUUUGACGAAACAGAUGUUGGAGAAGAUGGCAUUUCAAAUUAUUUGACAAUUUUUUAAGCAAAAAAAGCAUUAUGUGAAUAGUUAUUAAAAUCAAUAGGUAUUGAAAUCGAUUGA
Molecule: messenger RNA, 3146 nt
Organism: Paramecium octaurelia
Lineage: Eukaryota; Ciliophora; Oligohymenophorea; Peniculida; Parameciidae
Source: the annotation of a GenBank genome assembly